UGUCUUCAGCCUGACCAAGCUUUUCGGGUUGGUAGGCUUUUACGCCACAUCGGCAUCCGAGUUGAGCAAAUCACGACACAAACGUGAUGCUGCCCAUAGUUAACGUAGGCUGAUCGUUAGAUUCACUUGUUAAUCAGAAAAAUCAGAAAGGUUGUUGAAGUGUUGAUGGUGGAAUGUCUCGUUGUGCUGAUAUGCGAUAGUCAACAAUAUGGUGUGUGGUUCACUCACUGCAGCGUGGUCAAUAAUAAGCUAGCUAGCACUAUUUCUUCUGCGCCUGGAACAUAGUUGUAAUUUAAUGCGUUGUGUCAUAGGACGCUAGUUAGUCGCAUCAGUCAUGUCUAGGUUUGUCCCGCAAACUGAGAGCCGAGAAUUGCUGCAAGCUACCAUGCUUAGCAAUAGCUGCUGCUUUUGACAACCUAUGGCUUUGCAGAAAGCUGACACCAUGACGGCGAAGGAGACGAUCAACAUCAAAGAGGUGGAGAUCAUUAAGCUGAUUUUGGACUUCCUCAACUCCAAAAAGCUCCACAUCAGCAUGCUGGCCCUAGAAAGAGAGAGUGGGGUCAUCAACGGCCUGUAUUCUGAUGAUAUGCUUUUCCUGAGGCAAUUGAUAUUGGAUGGCCAAUGGGAUGAGGUCCUACAGUUCAUUCAGCCGCUUGAAAGCAUGGAUAAGUUUGACAGAAAAAAGUUCCGAUACAUUAUUUUAAAGCAGAAGUUUCUGGAAGCCCUGUGUGUGAACAAUGCCAUUGCUGCUGCCGAUGAUCCUCAGACUCUGGAGCUCACCAUGCAGGAGGCAGUGAAGUGCCUGCACUCCCUGGAGGAGUUCAGUCCCACCAAGGAGGACCACAGCAAGCUCUGCCUGCUCCUGACGCUGCCCCGCCUCACCCACCACGCCGAGUUCAAAGACUGGAACCCCAGCACGGCGCGCGUUCACUGCUUCGAGGAGGCCUGCGUCAUGGUGGGCGAGUUCAUCCCGGCCGACCGCAAGCUGAGCGAGGCCGGCUUCCGGGCCAGCAGCAACCGGCUCUUCCAGCUGCUCAUCAAGGGCGUGCUGUACGAGUGCUGCGUGGAGUUCUGUCAGAGUAAGGCCACGGACGAGGAGAUCAGCGAGGGCGAGGUGCUGCUGGGCGUCGACGUGCUUUGCGGCAACGGCUGCGACGACCUGGACCUGAGCCUGCUGUCGUGGCUGCAGAACCUGGCGCCGGGUGUGUUCGCGUGCGCCUUCGAGCAGAAAACGCUCAACAUCCACGUGGACCGGCUGGUGAAGCCUGUGCGCACAGGCCACGCGGACCUGCUCACGCCACUCAUCAGCAAGCUGUCGCCGUGCCCGGCCUCACCGCUGCGGCGCCCUCAGUCGGCCGACACGUACAUGUCGCGGUCGCUUGCGCCUGCGCUCGACGGCCUGUCUUACGGCCUGACAGGGAAGGGUGAGAGGAAGGAGGCGGAGGCCAGUGGGAAGGGGGAAGCCAUGUCACGCUCCUUCGCCAGUUACGGGUGUCAAGGGGGAGGACCCAACGUCACGAAAACCCUCCUGGAUAACACUGUCUUUCAGGAUUCUACUGAUAGCUGUAGGACACAAGCAUCAGUGUGUUCGGGUCCCAACGGCACACGUCCACCUCUAGCACCAGGUAGAGAUGGAGGACCAGCAAACUCUGUUGAUGGGGAUGAGCCUUGCGACUCGGCGGAGCAGCUGCAGGAGUACCAGCGGCAGCGCCUGCGCGUGCAGCAGCACCUGGAGCAGAAGCAGCAGCAGAAGCAGCUCUACCAGCAGAUGCUGCUGGAGGGAGGCGUGCACCCGCCCCGUGGGCCCCAGGAGGCGCAGCAGAACCUCACAGAGAAGUUCCUCAGCAGGUCCAUCCAGAAGCUGGGGGAGAUGAAUAUGGGGAUGGACAACCUGGUGGAGGAUGUGCAGUCUUUGACCCAGCAGUGUAACGGUACCACAGCCAAAACAACCACCCCUGCCCCCCCUGUCCAGUCCACCCAGGCUGGCACUAUCCAGACACCUGAGACUGGGGAUCCAGGACAGGGGAAGGCAGGUGUGGUAAGCAGCACCCCACAGAGAGAAGGUGGUAGGGCCAUGCCGUCACUGGAUGAGUCCCCAGUUCCGCAGACCCAAAGUGGUCAGAAGGAUGGGGCAAAGAGGCCAGCUACCCAAGAUCAUACCUCUCCUGUAAAGAAAUGUGUCCAGGAGGACGACCAUCCCAGGUCCCAGUUUGUAGCUGUGAGUACCUUGGAGGACACGCAGGCUGUGCGGGCGGUGGCGUUCCACCCCUCCGGGGGACUCUACGCGGUGGGUUCCAACUCCAAAACUCUGCGGGUGUGUGUUUACCCAGACGUCCUUAAGGGAAGGGAGACCGGCCCAGCCAGAGAGCCUGAGGUUUGCUUCAAGAGGAUAAAGCAUCACAAAGGCUCCAUCUACUGUGUGGCAUGGAGUCACUGCGGUCAGCUGCUGGCCACUGGCUCCAAUGACAAGUGUGUGAAGGUGCUGCCUUUCAACGCUGACACUUGCAAUGCCUCAGGGCCUGACCUGGAGUUCAGCAUGCACGAUGGCACCAUCAGAGACCUGACCUUCAUGGAGGGCCCGGAGAGCGGGGGGGCCAUCCUGGUCAGUGCCGGAGCCGGGGACUGCAACAUUUAUACCACUGACUGCCAGAGGGGCCAGGGUCUGCACGCGCUCAGUGGCCAUACUGGACACAUCCUGUCUCUGUACUCGUGGGGAGGCUGGCUUAUCGCCUCAGGCUCCCAGGAUAAGACGGUCCGAUUCUGGGACCUGCGUGUUCCCAGCUGUGUACGCGUGGUGGGAACAGCACUGCACGGCUCAGGUAGUGCUGUGGCAUCGGUGGCCGUGGACCCUAGUGGUCGUCUCUUAGCCACCGGUCAUGAGGAUAGCAGCUGCAUGCUGUAUGACAUCAAAGGAGGCCGGACGGUGCAGACGUACCGACCUCACAGCAGCGAUGUGCGGUCAGUCCGUUUCUCCCCAGGUGCUCACUACCUGCUCACUGGCUCCUACGAUGGCAAAGUGAUGGUCACAGACCUGCAAGGUGAUCUGACCAAGCCACUCCCGGUGACGGUGGCAGGUGAACACGUUGACAAGGUGAUCCAGUGCAGGUGGCACCCGCAGGACCUCGCCUUCCUCUCCUCUUCAGCAGACAGGACUGUCACACUGUGGGUGCACGACUCCUGAGUAGGAGGUGGCCACUGCUGCUGACUGAGUGUACAGUGACAAUGUGUGUGAGAGAGGGACAGAGAGCGAAAGCAGCAGGAGGAGAGUCAAUGGAUCGGAGCAGAGAGAGCUGAGUGGAAAAGCACAAAGACUGGAAUCCUCCCAUCACCCCCCUGCCCCCUGUGCUGAAGGGCCCCUGUAAGCUUGCAUAUUAAAUGAAGGACAAAAAGCCUGCUUCCAGGAAUAUUACAAGGUCUGUCUGUGUUUAUGUCAUGAGUGAGUGAGACGGUAUGCAUUGAAGAGAAUAGUAUGAACAGAAAAUCUAAACUGACAUUUGUAAAGACUUAACUAUCUAUUGACUAUAAAUAAAUAUGGGUGGGUGAAAUACUGAGAGUCUUGAUGAUGAUGGAGUAACAGUGACAUUAAAAUUGAAACGGCAAGAAUGUAUUUGCAUUGUAAAUAUGAACUAUAUGCUCUAGGCGCUUCUUCUGCAUGAGCUCCAGGUUGGCUAACUUUAAUCUGCUGAGGCAUUGCAGCCUCAAGUAUGUUCUACAUUGGACAGCUCACUUACUGUAUCAUCAGAGCAACAUUCUGUUUCACUGGAGUUGCAUGUCUGUGAAUUCAUUAGAAGUCUCACAAGUAUUCACAUCAAACACACAUUGGUCAAAGCACUGCUUCAAUUUUGAGCUGUUCCUAACUGGUUUAGUAGACUAUAGGUCCGGUAAACCGUUAAUUCUUUUUGAACUACAUGGUGCCUUGAGUAAGAAGUUCCACUGUUAUAGCAACGUCAAUAAAAUGUGUAAACUCUGCAAUAUUUGUUUGUGCAUUCUAGUAAUAAUAAGAGGUUGUGUCCAUCAUCACAUGUUAUUCAUUUAAAAAUCAUAUGGAAUUGCAAUUGCAUAUGGAAAGAUAGCAAAAGACAAGAAAACAAAAGAUUAGCCUGCUAAAUGUGGUUCUUACUUGAUUGUACUUGAUAGAUGAAUGCUCAUAUUUCAGUUAAUGCAGAGGAUAUGAAAUAUUGGAGUGUAUGGUCUGAUUUGAAAAGAUUGUGUAUGCCUACAUUAAUCAAUUAAAAGCCCUCUCCCUAGAAAAA
This is a messenger RNA of Clupea harengus (Atlantic herring), 4253 nucleotides long. It is a transcript of the gene wdr47b, whose product is annotated as WD repeat domain 47b. The coding region runs from base 419 to 3181 and encodes 920 amino acids. Gene Ontology annotation, molecular function: protein binding. Lineage: Eukaryota; Metazoa; Chordata; Actinopteri; Clupeiformes; Clupeidae. The transcript is spliced from 15 exons. The record is from RefSeq and is a predicted model, not a curated record.